Molecule: messenger RNA, 3114 nt
Organism: Penicillium daleae
Lineage: Eukaryota; Fungi; Ascomycota; Eurotiomycetes; Eurotiales; Aspergillaceae
Product: FAR11/STRIP family protein
Exons: 6
Coding region: 1-3114 (1037 amino acids)
Biological process (GO): cytoskeleton organization
Cellular component (GO): cytosol
Source: RefSeq, a predicted model, not a curated record
AUGGAUAUUUCCACCGCUGCCACCGACUCAAACAUGCCCGAACCACAACACCACAUUGUCAUGGCUGAUGAGGUGGAUCAGACUGGCACGGAUAUCUCCCCUGUCUCGGAUGCCCAAUUGAUGGAGGAGGUUGCAGAGGGUCUGCGGCAAGAGCAGGCCUCAUCAGCCGCGCCAGGUGCGAUUCAUAAUUCCUCACAGCCCGAGGCGAUCGGAAAACGACCUGAAUUGCGACGAGACGGAUCAGCCCCUCCACCGCCGUUACAACCUCCUCCCCCCGCACCCGUUCAGCAGAAUGUGGACCGAGCAACUGACUCGUCACUGAGCCUGGCUCAAUUGCGGAGACUCGUGCAAGAGUUGCCCAAGAUUGAACAAUCCGCAUAUGCUUUCGAAUAUGCCGAUGCGCAGCCGUUCCCAGAUGAGCUGGAAGAGUGGUUCCAGUACAACGAGUUCGAUCGCGUGAUGUUGACGGGUAUGAAAGCCACAUUCGAGAGGCAAUGGGAUGCUUUCUGUCAGCAGAAUGCUUCGGCUGCUAGUGGGAAGUCGUGGCUCGAUGUAUCCGAGGACCUUCGUCAGUCCUUCAUGAUGCGCUCAUUGGACAAUCUGCAACACAUGGACGUUUCUGUGCGCUUGGAGGCACUGGAGAAUAUUUGCUAUGCAGCUACUGGCGUAUGGGGCAUCACAGGGGGACAAUCUGUCCCGGACUAUCCUGCAAACAUAGACGCCCGGUCAGCAGCCGAGACACCCCAGUCAAAAUCACUACAGAUUGACUGGAUUGAGGAGAAUGUAACCCUUCUUCAGCGAUGCUCUGGGAUUCCCGUCUUGAUUUUGAGAUUAUCCCAGCUGUUUGAUAAGAAUCGUGCCACGCUCGGCGCAGACCCAGAUGGAAUUGAAUUUGAACGGCUUAAUCCAGGCGAUAUUGCCGCGCCGGAGCGCGAAGCCAACCUGGUUCUUACCUUGCUCUACUUUGCAAUUGAGGUUGGCCGACGACAAGAAGCUCGAGACCCUCAGAACACUUCGAUUCGCGACGCUCUUGCUCAAUCGAACCCUUGUUUACUCGUUACCAUUGUUGAAAUCAUCGCGCGACUGAGAUGGGACGAAUCAGCUAACAUCCCUCUCACAAGAAUUAUUCUUUUGCUGUGGAAAUCUCUUCUUCUCGUCUUCGGUGGCAGUGACCAAUUGAAGAGGACAAAAGAGGUCCUGGAGCCUCCUUUGAUCUCCGAAGAGGACGCCGCAAAUCGCAGAACACCUUUCUUGACCGCGAACCCCCUCGACUACCAUAUUUUCCGUCAGGAGAUCACGUCCAAAUACCCUUCUUACAACCCCCUCCCUCUAUUGUUCCUCUUGAACUCGAAAACAAUUCUAUUCUACCACCUCUACCGCAGCAUCCCAGCCGAUCAACCUCCUCAAGUGGCCGUUCAUAUCGCGACCCCGGCGCCGUCUCCACCACCCUCUCCAAUCGGCCCUGGAGGGAAGGCCGGCAAGAAACAAAACUACCAGACCAAUCAAAAUUUCCCGCUCAUGUAUCCCCCAUUGGAUGACACCAGCAAUCGUAUCGGCGGAAAGGGGACGACAGAGCGACAAGAUGUGUUGGUGGGCAAACGGUGGGAGGGCAGCGAUGUGCCUGCAUCCGUCAUUGAAGCCGGAAAGCUUUUCUCCACCCAUGUUAAGAUGACUCGGGCAAUGCAACAACUGUGGGAAGAGCGCGAGAAUUUUAUGAAAUACGAUCGGGGCUGGAACUUUGAGCAGUCUCACCCGCGAGUUCCCGAUUUCCCAUCGCUUGAUGAUACUACUACCGAGUUGGAAAGCUUGGACCUGUCCGAAAGCGAUUCCAAAUCCCAUAAAAAAGAAACGGAUGAUCCAGAUGUACAGCGACGAUUGGAUGCCGUGGAAGUAUUUUAUGCUCAAACCUUGGCUCAUCUUCAGUCAAUAACAAUUGUGUUCCUGAAGAUCAUUUUGACGAACGUCAGUGCUGUGGUGAAUCAGGCGAAUUCUCAGACCUCCCAGAAUAUGAGUAAUGGCCAUGGCAUCAAUGGUUCAUCUGCAGACUUCUUCUCUGAUUCCUCCAUUGACGAACUGGAUAACAUCCGGCUACGAGAAAUUACUGGUAAAGCCGUGUCCGGUACAUUACUUCUCCUGUUGAAGUGGUUCAAGCGAUCUCAUGUUCUUAAAUUUGAAUACAUGACCCAGCUACUACUUGACUCGAAUUACUUGCCCCUGAUUCUGAAGAUGUUCGCCCAUCAGGAUGUGGAUCAAGCCGUGGCGCAGAAAAAUGACCGAGAAGACCUGGCUUUCUUCCAUUUCUGCAGCGAACACUCUGAUUUCGCGGCGCAAACUCAACCGGGCGAUGGUGACACUGAGAGUGAGGAUGAAGCUGUCCCGCCCCCUAUCUCCCGCCAUCGUCCCAACAUGAGAACGGGCAGCAGCGCUGUUCGGGCUCUCUCAGCAGAAGAGUCAAUUGCGGGGAUACUUGACGGUCCGACACGCCCUGAAGUCGAUGAGCUCGGCUAUCCCACCGCUCCACUGCCCAAGGAACCCAUCACUGUCUUCUCCUUCCGCAACUUUUUCUCUGCCAUAAACUACCUUCACAUCAUGCAGAAGAUUACUCGUGAUAAGGCGCAUCGCUGCCUCCUGCUCGUGCAGUAUAAGUCGAGCACGAUCCUCCGAAAGGGUCUCAAGAUCCCGGACCCUCAUCUGCGGUUCUACACCCUCAAGCUUUUCAAGUCACAAGUGCCCUACUGCGGCCGCAAGUGGCGCCAGAGCAAUAUGCGCGUCAUUACCGCCAUCUACCUGUACUGCCGACCAGAGCUUCGGGAUGAUUGGCUUGCUGGCUCAGAUGUUGAUGCUGAGGUUGAAGAAGCACUACCUCUCGAGCAGGCUCUUCGUGGACUGACACACUGGUGGCAUCUACGUCAGUAUAAGGAUGUAAUGGCUGGAUCUGAGGGGGCUAGCAUGAUGGAAGAGGAGCGUGAUUUCUUUGUUCGGGAAUUGGAGUCUAUGGGCUGGGGCUUUGCUGAUGAAUUGGCUGGUGAUGACUCGGAUCAUAGUAAUCCCAUGGUAAACGGGAAUGAGUGGGAGGGCGGCCAAAUGCCAGCGGAAGGUGGUUGGCCACAGUGA